Messenger RNA from Monosiga brevicollis MX1, 1113 nucleotides. RefSeq lists its product as uncharacterized. NCBI's taxonomy places the organism in Eukaryota, Choanoflagellata, Craspedida, Salpingoecidae. The transcript is spliced from 2 exons. The coding region runs from base 1 to 1113 and encodes 370 amino acids. The record is from RefSeq and is a predicted model, not a curated record.
AUGGUUGAAGGGAACGAGUACGAGGCCGCACCACAGGUGCGUGCACAGCACCACUCAACCUACGUUCGGCAUGGCCUCACGGCCCAGGAUCAGAAAAUCUACGAGCCAAUGCAAGACAUGCAGACCCCCGAAAGCUCACAACAGUUGAGUUCCCUCCAAGAUGUAGCUACCAAUGACCAGGGCCCUGAACUUCCUCCCUGCGUCAUCCUCUCCAACGUCACGGGUUAUGCCGCCUUUCUCAAUGGCACUUAUCACCGCCUCGUCAAUUGCUCUUUCGACAAGCGUUUUCGCAGAGUCACAUCUCAUAUCGCGGUCGUGGGCCAUGGCAACCAUGGCAGUGCGGUCUAUCGACUCCAGGGAACGGUGCCUCACAGUGCAACCGCAGCCCCCAGCGACUUCCUUUACUUGUACUACAAGCAUCGCCAGGCUGCUUGGGCCAUUGGCUUGAAAAUCGGGUCCUCGGGUGUGCUUGCCUAUCGCAAGACCGAAGCUUUGGACCCCGUCGUGGGUGACUCCCAUUGGAUGCUCUCCGAUGUGGACGGAAAGUUUAGGCGCGAAACCCAGGUGACACUUGUGGCCGCUAAUGGCCUUACUAUCACGGGCUCGCCCGAAGAGCUCAACUGUGCCUCUGCAACCGCGAUGCCCAUGGGCUGUCUCCCAAUGGACGUUUCGCGAGGCCGUUCUGAGCGUCUUUUGAAACGUGCCAUGGAUGAAGGCGCGAGUCCCGGUACGGAUUCUGCGCCUGCACCGGCUUUGUCCCUCUGCCAGCCGACGCCCUGUGAACCACGUGGCUUGCAUGAGGAGCACCAACAGACUAAUAUGUCAACCAACUGCCAACGCUCGACCUGCACCCGCCUCCCUCUGAUAGGAAGCUACGUCAUCCGUGCCUCAACCAGCACUCCCAACGCGUACAUUCUCAGCGCCAUUGAUGAGCAACGGCAUAUCGUUCACGUGCGCAUCGACGAGAAGAACGGUUUUCAUCUGGGUCAAUGGAGUGCGCCGACUGUUCCAGAGUUGAUUGACUGCAUGCAGGGACGCGUCUUUCUCACGGCCAGCGGCGAGCGCGUGCCGCCCCUUAAGAAACAGCUGAUGCCCGCAGAUUUUGGCAUGUAA